Molecule: messenger RNA, 2582 nt
Organism: Haliaeetus leucocephalus (bald eagle)
Lineage: Eukaryota; Metazoa; Chordata; Aves; Accipitriformes; Accipitridae
Gene: ORC2
Product: origin recognition complex, subunit 2
Exons: 16
Coding region: 1-1713 (570 amino acids)
Biological process (GO): DNA replication
Cellular component (GO): nucleus; nuclear origin of replication recognition complex
Molecular function (GO): DNA replication origin binding
Source: RefSeq, a predicted model, not a curated record
AUGAGCCAGCCGGAGGGGAAGGGCGGCGGCGCCCUGGAGGUGAAGUUCGUGCCCGACGAGGAGGUCCUGAAGCACAUCACUGACGACGCAGGUAUUAAAGUACGGAAGGACAAGACUCAGCUGACAGUCAGUGUGAAGAGAUUUGUGAAGAAGCUUGAGAAUAUUUCAGAUGAUGAAGCUCAAGAGAUCCUGGAAGAGAAGAACUAUGUUGUUGCUCUUGGAAUAUGUGCCCAAGAUCCAGUGGGAAAUGGCUCAAGUGUAAGUGGUGGUGAAGUUUACUCAUUCCAGACUCCCAAACGCUCCAGCAAAAUGGCAGAGCUGGCCUCUGAAUUAGCCCAGACACCAGGACAGAGUGUUGCACCUGAUCACUCUGAGUGCCCUGAGAAGACAGCCAAAACCCCUCAAAGCAACAAACGUUCAAGUUCAAACAAAGCGCAGCAGAGGAGUAAAAACAAAGAAUUUGUGUCUACCACACCUUACAGACUCAGAAAGAGGCUAGCAGCUCCAGAUCCCUAUGUAGAAAGUGAGAGUGAAUAUUCUGCUUCCUGCUCAGAGGAGGAGGAUGAGGAAGACCAGAAAGAAGUCAGCACUGUUUUAUCAGGUCCAAAGACCCCACCAAAAACUAAUGCUGCAUCUACGCCUCUUCCCAGAAACACCCUAGCCAAAAAAGUGAAGGAGGACAAGAUGAGUAAUCUGGUGGAGGAAUACUUUGAAGCUCACAGUAGUUCCAAAGUGCUCACUUCAGACCGAACGCUGCAGAAGUUGCAGAAAAGAAGAUUGAAUCAGCAAACACUGCAUGACCUUUUAAAAAAAGCUCCCCUUGCCUAUGCUGCUGAAAUUAAAGAGCUAAACCAGCAACACGAAUCCCUGUUUUCCAAGUGGAUGCUGCAAUUACACUUGGGUUUCAAUAUUGUGCUUUAUGGUCUGGGCUCAAAGCGUGAUUUGUUAGAGAAGUUUCGUACGUCUGUGCUCAAGGAUUCUGUUCACCUUGUGGUUAAUGGAUACUUCCCCAGCAUCACUGUGAGAUCUAUUCUCAACUCCAUCACAGAGGAGGUACUGAAUCAUAUAGGAACCUUCCGCAGCCCACUUGACCAACUUGAAUUCAUCAUUAAAAGGUUUAAAGAAGAUUCAUCUUUACAGCUCUAUGUCCUCAUUCAUAACCUGGACAGCCAGAUGUUGAGAGGAGAAAGAAGUCAGCGGAUCCUUGCACAGUUAUCCUCUCUGCCUAGCAUUUACCUCAUUGCCUCUAUCGAUCACAUCAAUGCUCCUCUCAUGUGGGAUCAGGCAAAGCUAAGCCUCUACAACUGGCUUUGGUAUGAAACAACCACAUUUAGUCCUUAUGUGGAAGAAACGUCUUACGAGAACUCGUUUUUAGUACAACAGUCGGGAUCUUUGGCUUUGAGCUCCCUAACACAUGUCCUGCGCAGUCUCACUCUCAAUGCCAGAGGGAUAUUCAGACUGCUUGCUCAGUACCAGCUGGAGAACAAGGACAACCCAUCUUAUCCAGGGCUGUCUUUCCAAGACUUUUACCAGCAGUGUCGGGAGGCUUUCCUUGUGAACAGUGACCUGACACUCAGGGCACAGCUGACAGAAUUCAGGGACCACAAACUCAUCCGGACCAAGCGGGGAGCUGAUGGUGUGGAAUACUUAUUAAUUCCUGUAGAUGACAGUACCUUGACCGACUUCUUAGAGAAAGAGGAUGAAGAUGUGUAACGUCUCUUUGUUCUCAAAGCGUGUGCGGCAAUUGCUCUCAAGGGCUGCUGGGGAGGGGCCUAUACUCACAUCUCUCUCCCUCCAACCCAAAGGCUGCUGGACUACUUACUGAAAUGUAAUAAUUGCAAGGAACAAUGCUCGUUGUUCAACUACUUCAGGUAGUUUGGAAUGAUGACUUCUGUAAGCAAGGCAUCUCUUGCUCUGUAGUUAGAUUUGUCUGCUUUGUCUCUUAGCUCAGAUAAUGCCUUCUUCACAUCUAUGCAGCCAACCUUACAGCCAGAAGAACAAACUCGGUAAGAUUGUGCCUUCUGCUCUCUACCUCACCGGACAUGAGGGUUUGAUUGGAGCAGUUUACUUGGAAAGUGCAAAUCACUAGAUGGUCAGAACUUUAGUUUGUACUAGUGGUGCACCUUUUCUCACCUGAGUGCUUUCCAAUACUCCUUUACCAGUUAGACAAGACUACCUUCCAGUGUAUGAAGAAGCCAAGGUUUAUAAAGCUAAGAGACCUGCCUUGACUGCAUGAGGAAAGGAGGAUACUAGUGGGUUUGGGACACCGUGGGUAACUUAUUAAAUUCUGGCAAUAGAACUGAAGGACUUGCCCCAAAUCCUUUUGUAAGUAGGUAGAUUGAGAUAGAUAAUCAAAACUGUGAUGGACUCAAGUCAUUGCCUGUGGCGAGGGUGAGAGGAUCCAGCAUCUUUCAUGUAUUUUCUAAGUUGCAAUCCAGGAAUAUGAAGAGGCUGUGAAUUUUUUUUAUUUUUUAAAAGCUUGAUUGUAUGUAUGUAUGUAUUUUUUACAUCAGGAGCGUCCACUGAUCCUGGAGGAGGCCUUAAAUGCCACUUAUAAGCUCUCCUUUUUUUUAAGCCCUUAG